Rhinichthys klamathensis goyatoka is the source of this 858-nucleotide messenger RNA. RefSeq names its product CD209 antigen-like protein C. The record is from RefSeq and is a predicted model, not a curated record. Bases 1 to 858 code for a protein of 285 amino acids. Lineage: Eukaryota; Metazoa; Chordata; Actinopteri; Cypriniformes; Leuciscidae. The transcript has 6 exons. Gene Ontology annotation, cellular component: external side of plasma membrane. Gene Ontology annotation, biological process: biological process involved in interspecies interaction between organisms. Gene Ontology annotation, molecular function: fucose binding; D-mannose binding.
AUGUUAGCUGGGGCAGAACAAGACUUCACACUGAAUGAGUGUGUGAAUGAGGCUUAUAUGGGUGUGAAUGAGGUGCAGGAGAGAGCCACGGAGGUGCGAUCUAUGACAGGAGGAAGCAGGUGUUUGGUGUUGAUGUCAGUGUGUCUCGGGCUCAUGUGUGUUCUUCUGCUGGUCUUCAUCACACUGUACAUCACCAUCACAGCAGAGAGAGACCUGUUAAAGAGUUACAAGAACACAGUUGAAGAGUUCAAUCACACUAUCAACAGCUUACAGGACAAGAACACUGAUCUAAUGACUGAAAAAGACCAACUGAAGAACAACUUCAGCUCUUUGAAUCAGAAGAAACUGGAGCUGGAGACCAGAGUCAAUGAUCUCAGUGCUGAGAAAAGCCAGUUACAGAGAAGUGUUGACUCUUUGAGUCAGAAGAAACUGGAGUUAGAAAGCAAAGUCACAUCUUUGAGUGAGAAACUGACAAAAGCUUUUAACGAAGGAUAUCUGUGUAGUUUAGAUGGCUUUUUCCUGUCCAAUGAGUCGAAGAGCUGGUCUGAGAGCAGGAAAUACUGCAGAGAUCGAGGAGCUGAUCUGAUCGUUAUCAACACUGAAGAGAAGCAGAGGUGCAUAAGUUCAUUCUAUAAGGAGAGAGUGUGGAUUGGUUUGUCUGACAUUGAGAACGAGGGCAUUUUGAAAUGGGUGGAUAAUUCAACACUGAAACAAGGGUUUUGGAAAGAGGGUGAGCCGAAUGACGAUGAUGGAGAUGAAGACUGUGUUGAAAUUAUGAAUGCAUGUUCAUCUUCAAACCUGAACAACUGGAAUGAUCUCCCAUGCUCUCAUAAGAGAAAAGGGAUUUGUGAGAAAUAG